Messenger RNA from Asterias rubens (European starfish), 1440 nucleotides. RefSeq names its product E3 ubiquitin-protein ligase RNF126-like. NCBI's taxonomy places the organism in Eukaryota, Metazoa, Echinodermata, Asteroidea, Forcipulatida, Asteriidae. Gene Ontology annotation, cellular component: cytoplasm. Bases 2 to 952 code for a protein of 316 amino acids. Gene Ontology annotation, biological process: protein ubiquitination. Gene Ontology annotation, molecular function: ubiquitin protein ligase activity. The transcript is spliced from 10 exons. The record is from RefSeq and is a predicted model, not a curated record.
UAUGGCGGAAGCUGUUGUAGAUUCCAGAGCAUCGUCGAGGUUUUUCUGUCACAAGUGUGCCACAGAAAUAGCUCCAGAAUUACCGGACUUCACAUGUCCGAACUGCCAUGGGGGGUUCAUAGAAGAGGUUGGCGAAAGCGAAGAACAAGAAAGGACGGAAACUAAUGAAGUUAGUGGUGAAAGAAGUGAUGUAUUUGAUUCAGCUUUAGCUUUCACUUCGUUAUGGAGUCAUUUAGCAGACCCUGUCAAUCAUCAAAGGAACAGAACGCCGGGCGGCCCCAACGAGCCUGGAAGCAGCAACAGUAGCAGUAGUAGUAAUUUCAACAGCGGUAGUGCCAGUAAUCCACGCAACGUCACACCCAGUCCCACAGCCAGCAAUCCUCCUAGGUUACAACAGUUUGGCCCCAGAGGGCAGUCGUCCAGGGUAACCAUUCAGAGGAUGGGGCCUCGGGAUCAAAGGGGGGACCCGGCUGCUGAUAUGAUAGCGAUUCUGCAACAUUUGUUAGGACUGGGUAACCCCAUGCAGCAAGCAGCACCUGGUGGUUUCGUCUUCCCAGUUCAAAUGCUUAAUCUACAUGGCAACCCACGAGACUAUGCAUGGGGAGAAGGUGGUCUAGACGCCAUCAUCACCCAGUUACUAAAUAAUGUUGAAGGGCAGGGCCCAUCACCUGCUGCACAAGAAGAUAUCGCUAAGCUUCAAACAAUAACAAUAAACAAUGAACAUUUAGAAAACACUUUAGAGUGCCCAGUUUGUAAAGACGAGUUUAGUGUUGGUCAGCAAGCCAAGAAGAUGCCCUGCAAACACCUGUUUCAUCCUGAUUGUAUAGUCCCCUGGUUAGAAUUGCAUAAUUCCUGCCCAGUAUGUAGGAAAAGUCUGGAUGGACACAGUACUGAGAAAGACAUUAGUACGGAUGGUAAUGGUUCCAGUGAUUCAACGCCUGCUGCCUCUUAGUUUAGACUUCAUAGACAAGCUUUAUACAGAUGCAAUGAUGAUGUCCUGUGCAUGCUGGUCUAACUGACAAUCUUGUCUUGUCCAGUUUGACGCAGAUGACACUAGCAAGCCAGUGUGACAAGUUCAUCAAGGCUCGCUGCGCACUACACCAGACAUCAUGACCACAUACUGCAAGUAUACUCAUCAUCAAAUUAUAACCAACAGUUGACUUUUAAGGAAAACUUAUUAUUUUUAUUUGAGAAAGUUUUAUCAAAAUGCUCACGCUAUCUCUUUGAUUUCUCAACGCAUUUUUUUGUUAUUCAUGGGAAAUAAAAAAAAGAGAAAGGUCGGUGAGUUAUAAUUUGUUAAUACCUGACAUAACCAAGGUUCAUUACGCAUUGGAACAAAGUACAGCUUUAGUACUGUGGCUAAAGGUAUACCACAGGUUAGCCCUGGCGGCCUUACACUUUUGUAUUAUACUACAGUGACGUCCUGGAUAUCAGGGUCCA